AUGAAGUAUGUCGAGCUUCUACGGUCAAGACCCAUUGCCAUUGAGACCGCGGCAGCGAACUCACAGCACUACGAGGUAGGCACUGGAGUGCUUUCGGCGUGUCUUGGUCCACGCAUGAAGUAUUCGUGUUGUCUGUAUCCGAAGGGAACCGAGACGUUGGCGCAGGCUGAGAUUGCUAUGCUGGAGAGUUAUGUUGAGAAGGCACAACUCAGGGAUGGCAUGAGAAUAUUCGACCUUGGUUGUGGAUGGGGCUCUUUAUCACUCUACCUGGCAGAAGUCUUCCCAAACGCCAAGAUCACAGCACUUUCAAACUCAAAGACACAAAAGCAGUAUAUCGAUUCCGAGGCCAGUCGAAAAGGACUUUCAAAUCUCAACGUAGUAACAGCAGACAUUGCCGAGCACACUUUCACUGCCACAGAACUGGAAGGCGCCUUUGACCGAGUCUUGAGCAUCGAGCUCUUCGAACACAUGAAAAACUACGAGCUCCUCCUAGCCAAAGUCUCCACCCUACUCAAACCAGGAGGUAAACUCUUCGUACAUCUCUUCGCUCACAAGGACUCCCCCUACGAUUUUGAGACGGGCUGGAUGACGGAUUUCUUCUUCACCGGUGGCACGAUGCCCUCGGCUGAUCUGAUGCUGUAUUUCCAGCGCGAUCUGCAAGUCACUCAGCAAUGGUGGGUCAGUGGCAAGCAUUACGCCCAGACGUGCAAUGACUGGUUGAAGAAGAUGAACGCGAGUAAGGUGGAGAUCUGGCCGCAUUUGGAGGAGACGUAUGGGAAGGAGGAGACGUUGAAGUGGUUUCACCGGUGGCAGGUGUUUUAUAUGGCUUGUGCGGAGUUGUUCGAUUGGGCGGAUGGUGAUACUUGGGGUGUGUGUCAUUAUCUGUUUGAGAAGCCUGCGCGGUGA
This is a messenger RNA of Recurvomyces mirabilis, 906 nucleotides long. RefSeq lists its product as uncharacterized. The transcript is spliced from 2 exons. Lineage: Eukaryota; Fungi; Ascomycota; Dothideomycetes; Mycosphaerellales; Teratosphaeriaceae. The record is from RefSeq and is a predicted model, not a curated record. Bases 1 to 906 code for a protein of 301 amino acids.